AACAAGAUGGCUGUGCGGCGUCUCACGGAAGGCUGACGAGACGAAAAAUUAACAGAAUUUCACAUAAAAACAGAGUAGGUUUAUGUAAGGACGACGGCUGAGACCACCGGCAAGAAAUUGCUAAUAAGUUAUUUGGGUACUAUUUGUUUGUAGAGCUUUUUUUUUCGAGUGAAACGGGGCGGGUACUUCGGCGUCUCCGGUCCUGAUUUAACAGUUAACGGUUCAGGGUUGUAACAUCAGCUUCUGUUAGAUACGCUUAUAAUUCUGUGUGUGAAUACAAACGGCUCAAAUAAACCAGCUGACACGGGUUAAAGCGCUGAGAGAGAUGUCACUGCUGUGUGUUGGAGUAAAAAAGGCAAAGCUAGAUGGACCUCAAGAGAAAUUUAACACCUACGUUACACUUAAGGUGCAGAAUGUGAAGAGCACCACUAUUGCUGUUCGAGGCAGUCAGCCAUGUUGGGAACAGGAUUUUAUGUUUGAAAUUAACCGGCUGGACCUGGGACUGACUGUGGAGGUCUGGAAUAAAGGCUUGAUCUGGGACACCAUGGUGGGCACACUGUGGAUCCCUCUGGGCAACAUUCGCCAGUCCAACGAGGAAGGACCUGGGCAGUGGAUGACUUUAGAUUCCCAAGUCGUCAUGACAGAAAACGAGAUCUGUGGCACCAAAGAUCCGACCUUCCACCGUGUGCUCCUGGACACGCGUUUUGAGCUACCUUUAGACAUUCCAGAGGAGGAGGCACGCUACUGGGCCAAGAAACUAGAGCAACUAAAUGCCAUGAGGGACCAAGAUCAGUAUUCCUAUCAGGAGGAGCACGAGAGACCGUUAACCAUGCCAACAACACAGUGCUGUAACUGGAGCCUGUGGGGGGACCAACAAAAUGAGGAUCCAGACAGUGCAGUAGAUGAUAGAGACAGCGAUUACCGCAGUGAGACGAGCAACAGCAUUCCUCCUCCCUACUAUACCACGUCCCAGCCCAACGCCUCUAUGCACCAGUACCCCAUUCGCCAUAUGCACAGAGGCUCCAACUAUGACGACAUGCACAAUUAUGACUAUGAUAACCAGAGAGCCAUGAGCCCCACAGGUUCCAGCCACUACGCCUCAUCAGGUGAGCUAAGCCGCGGCAGCUCACAGCUUAGUGAGGAGUUCGGCCCGGAGGAUGGUGAGAGCUUUCGUGGUUCUGGAGAGUUCUACGAUGAGAAUGACUCCUACCACUCAUGCCACUCCUCUGUCAGCUAUGGCAAAGGGUCACCCAGCUGGGACCAAGACGAGCCCCAAGCAACCUUCAGCGAUGAAGGUAGCUAUGUCAAAGAUGGUGGAGAGGAAGGCGCACUUUAUGAGGAUGAGGAUGCUGAUUUGUACGAGCAGGAGGAAGGGGAUUAUCCCUAUGAGAAGGAGGAGGAGGGUAUGGCAUUUGACGAGGAUGAGGAGCUAUAUCCUCUGGAUGGUACACUUAGUGAAGAGCAUGAGCCACCCUACACGCCCACCCCAAACAGUGCGGCAUCUUUGUUGGCACCAGAGGCCCAGAGCUUUAGUCGACCACCUCUGGAAAAGCAGACGUCUAUGCAUCAACAGCCACUCCCACAGGCCGAGCCUACAUUCCAGCCCAUGGAGCCUCGUAAAGAGAUUUCGCCUAGGCAGCAAAGCUUUGAAGAUUUUAGCAAACCCACCAGUACCUCUGUAUUGCCAAACUCUGAGCCAGAACCCCUUGCUUCAACAGAGGUAUCUUCUAAACCAAUGACAAAACCUGGAUUUACAGGGGAGCCAGAGCCUCCAGUCGAGCCUUCAGUCUCUCAGCAUCCACCUGAAACCCCUCCUGAGAAACCUGAGGUACCUUCAGAAAGUGUGGUGAGGCGAGACGAGCUGGUGGAUCCUGCUGAGCGGGCCAAGGCUAACUGGUUGCGACUUUUCAACAGAGUCCGCCUUCAGCUACAGGAGGCUCGAGGCGAGACACCCGGACUGGCCUCACUGUUUCUACAAGCUGGGCCUGGAGGAGCUCUGUACAGCAUAGACAGCAUGCCAGACCUUCGCAAACGCAAGGCUAUUCCUUUGGUUCGAGACCUGUCCCUUGUACAGAAUUCACGCAAGGCGGGGAUUACCUCAGCUAUGGCCUCUAGCACUCUCAACAAUGAGGAGCUGAAGAGUCAUGUGUAUAAGAAGACCCUGCAGGCUUUGAUCUAUCCCAUUUCCUGCACUACACCCCAUAACUUUGAGGUGUGGACAGCCACCACACCAACGUACUGCUAUGAGUGUGAGGGGCUGCUGUGGGGCAUUGCACGCCAGGGCAUGCGUUGUACUGAGUGUGGAGUGAAAUGCCAUGAGAAGUGCCAAGAUCUGCUUAAUGCUGACUGUUUGCAAAGAGCUGCAGAGAAGAGCUCUAAGCACGGUGCAGAAGACCGGACUCAGAAUAUUAUUAUGGUUCUAAAGGAUCGCAUGAAGAUCCGUGAGAGGAACAAGCCAGAGAUCUUUGAGCUUAUUCAAGAUGUUUUUGGAGUAGUCAAGACCAUUCAUGUCACACAGAUGAAGCAGGUCAAACAAAGCGUACUGGAUGGAACAUCCAAGUGGUCUGCCAAGAUCAGCAUCACAGUUUUGUGUGCCCAGGGCCUGCAGGCCAAGGAUAAGACUGGUUCCAGUGACCCCUAUGUUACAGUGCAGGUGGGCAAAACCAAGAAGAGGACCAAGACCAUCUAUGGCAACCUCAACCCUGUCUGGGAUGAGUCCUUUAACUUUGAGUGUCACAACUCCUCUGACCGGAUCAAAGUGCGAGUGUGGGAUGAGGAUGACGACAUCAAAUCACGUGUUAAACAGAAAUUCAAGCGAGAGUCUGAUGACUUCCUGGGACAGACGAUCAUCGAGGUACGGACGCUGAGUGGAGAGAUGGACGUCUGGUAUAACCUUGACAAGCGUACAGACAAAUCUGCCGUAUCAGGAGCCAUACGCAUGCACAUCAGUGUGGAGAUCAAAGGAGAGGAGACAGUGGCUCCCUAUCAUGUCCAGUACACCUGCCUUCAUGAGAAUCUUUUUCAUUACGUGACAGACCUGCAGAACGGUGGUGUGGUAAAGAUCCCAGAUGCUAAAGGUGACGAUGCCUGGAAGGUUUACUUUGAAGAGACACCUCAGGAGAUUGUAGAUGAGUUUGCUAUGCGUUAUGGAGUUGAAUCCAUAUACCAAGCCAUGACACACUUUGCCUGCCUAUCAUCCAAGUACAUGUGCCCAGGAGUGCCAGCUGUAAUGAGCACCCUGUUGGCUAAUAUUAAUGCCUACUAUGCCCACACCACCCAGGCCACCAACAACGUUUCUGCCUCAGACCGCUUUGCAGCCUCCAACUUUGGGAAAGAACGAUUUGUCAAGCUUCUGGAUCAACUACAUAACUCUCUGAGGAUUGACCUCUCCAUGUACAGGAAUAAUUUCCCUGCCAGCAGCCCAGAAAGGUUGCAGGACCUCAAGUCUACUGUAGACCUUCUGACCAGUAUCACUUUCUUUAGGAUGAAGGUCCAAGAGCUUCAGAGUCCUCCUCGUGCCAGUCAAGUAGUAAAAGACUGUGUGAAAGCCUGCCUCAACUCCACCUAUGAGUACAUCUUCAACAACUGCCAUGAGCUCUACAGUCGCGAGUACCAGACUGACCCAAAAGGUGAGGUUCCCCCAGAAGAGCAGGGUCCAAGCAUUAAGAACCUGGACUUUUGGUCCAAACUGAUUACCCUGAUUGUGUCCAUCAUUGAGGAGGACAAGAACUCUUACACUCCUUGCCUUAACCAGUUUCCCCAGGAGCUGAACGUUGGAAAGAUCAGUGCAGAGGUCAUGUGGAAUCUGUUUGCCCAGGAUAUGAAGUAUGCCAUGGAGGAGCAUGAAAAGAACCGCCUGUGUAAGAGUGCUGAUUACAUGAAUCUGCACUUCAAAGUGAAGUGGCUCUAUAACGAGUAUUGCAAAGACCUGCCUUUUUUCAAGAGCAGGGUACCAGAGUACCCAGCGUGGUUUGAACCUUUUGUCAUUCAGUGGCUGGAUGAGAACGAGGAAGUGUCUCGAGAUUUUCUUCAUGGAGCACUGGAAAGAGACAAAAAAGAUGGCUACCAGCAGACAUCAGAGCAUGCUCUUUUCUCCUGCUCAGUGGUGGAUGUAUUUUCCCAGCUAAACCAGAGCUUUGAGAUCAUUAAAAAGCUGGAGUGCCCCGACCCACAGAUUGUGGGCCACUACAUGAAGCGAUUUGCCAAGACAAUAAGCAAUGUUCUGCUUUCUUAUGCCAACAUUAUUUCGAGGGACUUCCCUAAUCACUGCACCAAGGAGAAAGUGCCGUGUAUUCUGAUCAACAACAUUCAGCAGCUCAGAGUUCAGCUGGAGAAGAUGUUUGAGGCCAUGGGGGGCAAAGAUUUGAAUGUUGAGGCCAGCGACAUCCUAAAGGAGCUGCAGGUAAAGCUGAACAAUGUGCUGGAUGACCUGGCCAGGAUUUUUGCCACCAGUUUUCAGCCCAACAUUGAGGAGAAUGUGAAGCAGAUGGGAGACAUCCUGAGCCAAGUAAAAGGCACAGGCAAUGUUCCAGCUAGCGCCUGCAGCAGUGUGGCCCAAGAUGCAGACAACGUGUUGCAGCCCAUCAUGGACUUCCUGGAUAGCAAUCUGUCACUCUUUGCUAAGAUAUGUGAGAAGACGGUUCUGAAGCGGGUCUUAAAGGAACUGUGGAAGCUUGUCAUGAACACCAUGGAGAAAACCAUUGUUCUACCACCUCUCACUGACCAAACGGGAACACAGCUCAUCUUUAAUGCAGCUAAGGAGCUUGGUCAGCUUUCCAAACUGAAGGAGCACAUGGUGCGUGAGGAGGCCAAGGCCUUAUCGCCCAAGCAAUGUGCAGUUAUUGAGUUGGCCCUCGAUACCAUCAAGCAAUAUUUCCAUGCUGGAGGUGUGGGGCUAAAGAAGACCUUCCUGGAGAAGAGUCCUGACCUACAGUCUCUCCAUUACGCCCUGUCUCUCUACACACAAGCCACAGACAAGCUCAUAAAAACCUUUGUUCAGUCUCAGAAUGCACAGGGCUCUGGAGUGGAUGAUGCUGUGGGAGAGGUGUCAAUCCAUGUGGAGAUCUUCACUCAUCCUAACACAGGAGAACACAAGGUCACAGUGAAAGUGGUGGCUGCAAAUGACCUGAGGUGGCAGACAUCUGGAAUAUUCCGACCCUUUGUAGAGGUGUUCAUCAUCGGCCCUCACCUGAGUGAUAAGAAGAGGAAGUAUGCCACCAAAUCCAAGAACAACAGCUGGGCACCCAAAUACAACGAAACAUUUACAUUCACGUUGAGUAACGAGGUGGGGCCAGAGUGUUACGAGCUGCAGGUGUGUGUGAAGGACUACUGUUUUGCUCGAGAGGACCGCACAGUUGGCAUGGCUGUACUGCAGCUAAAGGAUGUGGCACCACGGGGCAGCGUGGCCUGCUGGCUCCCACUGGCCAAGCGCAUCCACAUGGACGAGACAGGACUGACCGUGCUGCGCAUUCUCUCACAGCGCAACAAUGACGACGUAGCAAAAGAGUUCGUCAAGCUCAAGUCUGACCAGCGCUCAGCCGAGGAGGGCAGAGGAAGCUAAAGAGCAAGUAUUAGAGAGGAUUAUGCAAAAGCAUGAAAACUCACUGAUCACAUUGUUCUUUAUUAAGGUGUUGAACACAUACACAAGAGACACGCACUACUCGGAUGAGAUUAAACUGGACCAGUAAUACAGGGAACAAAUUUUAUUUAGUCCAUUAGAAAGUGAAGCCUUAGACACUGCCAGAACCUGCCGUGAGGCUUGCUGACAAGCACAUUACAGCACAUGAAAUGAUACUGGCAUUACGCCUUGUAUCUCUUUAAUACUUAAUG
Messenger RNA from Trichomycterus rosablanca, 5829 nucleotides. RefSeq names its product unc-13 homolog A (C. elegans) (gene unc13a). Gene Ontology annotation, molecular function: calcium ion binding; diacylglycerol binding; calmodulin binding. Bases 326 to 5560 code for a protein of 1744 amino acids. The record is from RefSeq and is a predicted model, not a curated record. Gene Ontology annotation, cellular component: presynaptic active zone cytoplasmic component; terminal bouton; neuromuscular junction. Gene Ontology annotation, biological process: neuromuscular junction development; presynaptic dense core vesicle exocytosis; synaptic vesicle priming. Lineage: Eukaryota; Metazoa; Chordata; Actinopteri; Siluriformes; Trichomycteridae. The transcript has 40 exons.